This is a messenger RNA of Heterostelium album PN500, 4098 nucleotides long. RefSeq lists its product as uncharacterized. Gene Ontology annotation, molecular function: toxin activity. Bases 1 to 4098 code for a protein of 1365 amino acids. NCBI's taxonomy places the organism in Eukaryota, Evosea, Eumycetozoa, Acytosteliales, Acytosteliaceae. The transcript has 6 exons. Gene Ontology annotation, biological process: symbiont-mediated killing of host cell. The record is from RefSeq and is a predicted model, not a curated record.
AUGUCCACCAGCUAUAAAUUAAAUUAUAAUUACUUAGUCGUCAUCUUAAGAUAUGAUAUUGAUUAUUUCCUUUCUAUCUUAAAAUUUAGUGCUUCAUCGUCAUCACUUACCUAUCGUCACAUUGGAUCAAUAAUAAUUGUAAAAACUUUUUAUAUUUUAUACUAUUGCAAUAUAGAUACAACAAUGAAUGCGAUUGUAGCCGCGGUUACUAUUGCAGCGCCAGAAUUACUUCCAGGUUUUCCACCACCUUUGGCAGGUGCCAUCGUCAAUUCUUUGUUCCCAAAUCAAGCAUCGGAUCCACAGGCCGUUUGGAACAGUAUCCUGGUCUAUGCUCAAGCUGCCAUCGAUAAGAGUAUUGAUACUGCAACAUAUUCUUUGGUUCAAUCAGAAUUACUCGGAUUCUCUCAAUUGAUGGAUGAAUACUACUUUGCUGCAAUGUCCGAUCCAGAUUCCACACCAGAGUACCUAAGUUCUGUUUACAUUUCAUGUGUAACUCAAGUGAUUCGUCAAGAGCAACUUUUCAAAACAGAACAAUUCCAAGCCACACUCUUGCCAUUGUUUGCUCAAUUUGCCAAUCUCUAUUUAACAUUCAUUCGUGAUGGUGUAAAUUAUGGAAAUCAAUUGGGAUGGAGUCAAUCUGUUAAAGCUAAAUAUGAUAGUUUGAUGAAAUCAAAGAUUACUAGUUAUGCUAGUUAUGCAAAUUCAGUUAUCAAUACUCGUAUUCAAUCAUUACCAUACACUGUUUCAACACUUCAGCCAGUAGAUCAAUGGAAUAAGAUUUCAGAUGAACUCAAUCAUUUCUAUAUGUCAGUAACAUUGUUUUCAUACAAUUGGAAAUACUUUGACGUCAAGUUAUAUCCAACUGGUGGUUCUAUUGGUCCAGUUUCACAUAUUCUUUUAUCAAAUCUUGCUGGUGUUUUCAAUAUUCCAGAUUGCUCAUACAAUGUUUGUAAGAAAUUAAAUCGACCAGAAACAGUUGCAUCUCAAGUAUCGACCACAAGAAUGAUGUCAAAAAUAACUCCAUACUUCCACAUUGGUGUCAGUCUUGUUGGACUCAACAUUGAAUACAAUGAUGGAUCAACAAAGUUGAUUGGACGUUCAUCAGGAUCAGAUAUUUCACCAGACCCAACAUUAGUUUUAAAACAAGUUCCAAUUAUUUCAGUCUCUAUCUCAACUGAUCCAAUUCAUACUCAUGCCAUCACAUUCACUUAUUUCGAUUCGACCAAAGCCACUCUAGGAAAAGUAACUACCAACUCUAACGCUCAAACAUUUGAUUCAUCUUUCCCAGGACAAUGUGUUGUCGAUAUUGUUGAACCAGGAUAUGAUUUGGCAGCAUUUUCAUAUUUAAGUGGUCUAGCAAUUGCUUAUGAUGAUGUUGAUUUCCGUUUCCCAGUGUCAUCAUCGGGACCAGUAGCAGUUUCUCAAUAUUAUUAUCAAGAAUCAAAUGGUGAAUCCAGAUAUCUUUACAAUUCUCCAGGAAAAGUAUCCACCGAUUUAGCAGCAUUUAUUGGACCAACAAGUCAAAUCAAUAUUCCAAAUAAAGGAGUAUAUGAUUUUGGAACCAGUGAUUUCUCAGCAACAUCUCUUGUCCAAACAACAGUACCAGGAACAAUCAUGUCAAAUAAACCUGAGUCUGGAGGAGCUACCUUUAGUGGUGGAUUGAGAAUUGUCAUCAAUGAAAAUGGUGUAAUUAUUUUCACAAUUGACAAUGGUUUCGGAUCGUAUAAAACAAUAUCAUCAACAACACAAAUACUUGAUGGAAAUUGGCAUCAUGUUGCUGCUAUUCGAAGAUCUGGUUCAUUGGAAAUUUGGUUGGAUGCUGUUAAACUCACAACAACAACAACUGGUUCAAAUUUGAGUGCCAAAUCAACAAAUACAUUAUUGAUUGGUGCCAAUUAUUACACCAAUCAACCCAAUGAGCCACAUUUUGUUGGAUCAAUCGAAGAUAUCACAAUUUGGAAUGUUGCAAUCUCUCAAAUACAAAUAUCAAACACAAUGAACAAAAAUAUUUUUGGAAAUGAACCAAAUUUGGUUGGAUAUUGGCCAUUUGAUAAUAAUUUCAAUGAUAAGAGUUCAACCGGAAAUAAUGGUGCUUCGACUGGAACAAUUAAUUUUGUUCCAAGUACUUUAUCAUCAAACAUUGGAUGGUCAUUUGGAGGAUAUUCAUUCAAAGCAUUCCAAGUUCCAUGGUCUGUAAUUAUAGAUCCUACUACAGCUGCUGAUACCGAGAGAGAAAUUGUUUAUCGAUUCAAAUUCACACAAUCAAAUGGUAAUAGAUUCUAUUAUACAACCGAUAGUUCAUUCACUUCAAGUGGUUGGGUGUAUGAUGGUAUUGCAUUCCAAGUAUAUGAUGCAAUUGAUGCCACACCUUCUGCCAAACCAGUUUACAGAUAUUCUAGAACUCAAAUUCAAGCAUUUGGAUCAGGUUUAGUUUAUGGAUAUUCAACCGUUCCAAAUAUGUUAGGCUGGACAAAAGAAGGUAUUGCUUGGUAUACAACAAGUGAUUCAACACCAACAUUCCUUUCAUAUCAAGAUCUUGAAUAUAAGAUGAUUCAAAAUGUUGGAUCACAAAGUUGUUUGACAGCACCAACAACAUCUGGAUCAUCAGUAACACUUUCAACAUGUGAUCAAUCGAAUCUUCAACAAUUCUGGUAUUUGAAAUAUGAUUCAUUUGGACCACAUCUUUACAAUCCAAAAACAAUGAUGUAUAUGAACAGUCAAACAACAACAUUGAUUGGAACAACAUCGAUUCCACAAAACAAUUUUAAUAUUCUCAAUCAAUUAACAAAUGGACAAUAUACAAUUCAAGAAUAUAUUACUUCAUUAUGUCUUCAACUCAAUACUGUCUCAAAUAUUGUUGAAUUCAAAACAUGUGAUUCAUCAAAUCAAAAUCAAAUUUGGAAUUAUCCAAGUUCAGUUUUAGUUGAAAGUUCGAAAUCAAUUCCAGUAUUCCCAGGUGCAUGUUUAGAUUCACUUGGAUUGAAAUGCCCAACAACACUUCCUGAAGGUAAAACACUCAAGACAUCAACUACAUCACUCACAAUCAACUCUCAAGGAAAUGGAUAUUUAUCACUUAAAUCCGGAGGUUCUGAAGUAUAUUCAUUGGGAGUAACAACUUCAACAUCAGGACCAUAUUCAAUCACAAUCCAAUCAUUUGAUGGAAAUGUUGUUUUGGUUGGUAAAUCUGGAACAUUCACAGCAAUUAUGUGUAAUAGUCUUGGAGGUCAAUAUCUCAAUCUUCUUGAUAGCAUUUAUGGUUUACCUUACGGAUUGGUUGUCCAAAACGCUAAAAACAAGAAUGGUUCAUUCAUUGACAAUCUUGACACUACAAAUAAUUAUCUUGGAGUCAAUCAAUUCAUCACCAAUGGCAGAGAUUAUUUGAUUAUCAAGAAAACACCUUCUGGUGAUUCCUAUGGUGCAUAUUUAUAUGGACAAAAUCCAAAUGCUGUAUCAACUCCUCUCUGGAAAUAUGAAUAUUCGACUUUAUUAAAAGAAGAUCUCAGAAUGUACGUUCAUUACAAUGGUGAUACCAAUACUUUUUGUAUGGUCAACUCUAUAACAGGAACAUAUUAUUGUCAAUUAUUUGGAAAUUGGAACACACCAAGCAUUCAAUCAUCUCGAUAUCUCCAACUUCCAGCACCAGGAAGUGACCAACCAACAGAUUGGGCAAUUGCAUUGCGUUCAGCAACUGGAUCUUUGACAUAUGGAUAUUUUGGAAACUCCAAAGCUUUGGGAAACUUUGCACUUCAACCAAAUACAAACACUUUAUAUCAAAAUAGAUUCCUAAGUUUCGAAAUCAAUCAAAACAAAUAUUAUAUUAAGAAUCUGUUCACAAACCAGAUACUUCAAGAAUCACCCGCAAAUCUUCAAAUAUGUAAACAUGCUUGGUCAUCCACUGGAAUUUAUCAAUUGAUCUAUGAUACAACAACCACUUGCUCGUCCAAUGCCAAGACAAUGAUUGAUUCAAGUGGACCUCCAAAUGAUCGUUCAACUCAAACCGGUAGAUCGAUAAUACUUCAUCCAUCAAUGCCAGAAUUAGUUGUAUCUGAUGCAUCUGGAUUAUACUUAUGGUCACUCGGAUACAUAAGAAUACAAUAA